ACACACACACACACAAGCGCGUUAACAUUGGAAUCUAUCUAUACGGAAAAGAGGAGGUUGAGAUUGCAAGAGAAGGUCGAAGGAAUCCAUCAGCAACAACAUCUGGAGAAGGAUAACAACAAAGGCUUGAAGGAUGUCUGCGGAACGAGAGAUUCCCGCUGAGGAUAGCAUUAAAGUUGUCUGUCGUUUUCGACCCUUGAAUGACAGCGAGGAGAAGGCCGGGUCAAAAUUUGUUGUCAAAUUUCCAAAUAAUCCGGAUGAGAACUGCAUAUCCAUAGCGGGUAAAGUCUAUCUAUUUGACAAAGUUUUCAAGCCGAAUGCCUCCCAAGAGAAGGUCUACAAUGAGGCGGCCAAAUCGAUCGUUUCCGAUGUCCUGGCUGGUUACAAUGGAACGAUAUUCGCCUAUGGUCAGACAUCGUCCGGUAAAACGCACACGAUGGAGGGCGUUAUUGGAGAUUCGGUUAAGCAGGGCAUAAUACCACGUAUAGUCAAUGAUAUCUUCAAUCACAUCUAUGCAAUGGAAGUGAAUUUGGAAUUUCAUAUAAAAGUCUCAUACUAUGAGAUCUAUAUGGAUAAGAUUAGAGAUCUGUUGGAUGUCUCCAAGGUGAAUUUGAGUGUGCAUGAGGAUAAGAAUCGAGUGCCUUAUGUGAAAGGUGCAACCGAGCGAUUUGUCUCAUCACCCGAAGAUGUUUUCGAGGUUAUCGAGGAGGGUAAAUCCAAUCGGCAUAUUGCAGUGACAAACAUGAACGAGCACUCUUCGCGUUCCCAUUCAGUAUUCCUUAUUAAUGUGAAACAGGAAAAUCUGGAGAAUCAAAAGAAACUAUCGGGUAAAUUAUAUCUGGUAGAUUUGGCUGGUUCGGAGAAGGUUUCCAAAACAGGAGCCGAGGGCACUGUCCUAGAUGAGGCGAAAAAUAUUAAUAAAUCGCUAUCGGCCUUGGGUAACGUCAUCUCGGCUCUGGCGGAUGGCAAUAAAACGCACAUACCCUACCGUGACUCAAAGCUCACACGUAUUCUGCAGGAAUCGUUGGGCGGCAAUGCACGCACAACCAUUGUCAUUUGCUGUUCUCCGGCCAGUUUCAAUGAGUCGGAGACGAAAUCCACCCUCGACUUUGGUCGACGCGCAAAGACUGUGAAGAAUGUCGUGUGUGUCAAUGAGGAGCUCACUGCCGAGGAGUGGAAGAGACGCUACGAAAAGGAGAAGGAGAAAAAUGGCAGACUCAAGGGCAAAGUGGAGAAACUGGAGGCAGAAUUGGCACGUUGGCGGGCCGGAGAGACGGUCAAGGCCGAGGAACAAAUUAAUAUGGAGGAUCUCAUGGAGGCAAGCACUCCCAAUCUGGAGGUGGAGGCCGCCCAACAGGCAGCAGCUACAGCAGCCGCAGCUGCGGCGGCCCAAAGAACAGCUUUGGCCAACAUGUCAGCCUCGGUGGCUGACAAUGAGCGAGCGCGUUUGGCUGCCGAAUGCGAGCGGCUUUACCAGCAACUGGAUGACAAGGAUGAGGAGAUCAAUCAGCAAAGUCAAUAUGCUGAACAGCUUAAGGAGCAGGUGAUGGAGCAAGAGGAACUCAUCGCCAAUGCCCGACGUGAAUAUGAAGCUUUGCAAUCGGAGAUGGCACGCAUCCAACAGGAGAAUGAAUCGGCCAAGGAGGAGGUUAAGGAAGUUCUGCAGGCCCUUGAAGAGCUGGCUGUCAACUAUGACCAAAAAUCACAGGAGAUAGACAAUAAGAACAAGGAUAUCGAUGCCCUCAACGAGGAGCUGCAGCAAAAGCAAACGAGCUUCAAUACAACUUCCACCGAGCUGCAACAACUCAAGGAUAUGUCUUCGCAUCAGAAGAAACGCAUCACCGAGAUGUUAACGAAUCUUCUGCGCGACUUGGGCGAAGUGGGCCAGGCGAUUGCCCCCAAUGAUUCGGCCAUUGACCUCAAAAUGAGCGCCUUGGCUGGCACGGAUGCCAGCAAAGUGGAAGAAGACUUCACCAUGGCUCGCCUCUACAUAAGCAAGAUGAAAACGGAGGCCAAAAAUAUGGCUCAACGUUGCUCUAAUAUGGAAAGUCAGCAAAUGGAUUCCAACAAAAAGAUUUCCGAGUAUGAGAAGGAUUUGGGUGAAUAUCGUUUGCUCAUCUCACAGCAUGAGGCUCGCAUGAAAUCUCUCCAAGAAUCGAUGCGAGAGGCGGAGAACAAGAAACGCACUCUGGAGGAGCAAAUUGACUCGCUGCGCGAGGAAUGCGCCAAACUCAAGGCUGCCGAGCAUGUAUCGGCCGUGAAUGCCGAAGAGAAACAACGUGCUGAAGAGCUGCGCUCCAUGUUCGAUUCUCAAAUGGAUGAGCUGCGUGAAGUGCACACCAAACAGGUGUCCGAGCUGCGUGAUGAGAUUACCGCCAAGCAGCAUGAGAUGAACGAAAUGAAGGAUGUCCAUCAGAAGUUGCUGCUGGCCCAUCAACAGAUGUCCGUGGACUAUGAGAAACUCAAGCAAGAGGAGGCUGAAAAGUCCACAGAUCUUCAGAAUAUUAUCCUCAUCAAUGAGCGACGAGAACAGGCACGUAAGGACCUCAAGGGUUUGGAGGAUACAGUGGCCAAGGAGUUGCAGACGCUGCAUAAUCUGCGCAAGCUUUUCGUUCAGGAUCUUCAGCAACGUAUUCGCAAAAAUGUUGUCAAUGAGGAAAGUGAAGAGGAUGGCGGUUCAUUGGCACAGAAACAAAAGAUCUCCUUCCUGGAAAACAAUCUCGAUCAGUUGACCAAGGUCCACAAGCAAUUGGUGCGUGAUAAUGCCGAUUUGCGUUGCGAGCUGCCCAAGUUGGAGAAACGUUUACGCACCACCAUGGAGCGUGUCAAGGCUUUGGAGACGGCCCUCAAGGAGGCCAAGGAAGGUGCAAUGCGGGAUCGCAAACGAUACCAAUAUGAGGUGGAUCGCAUUAAGGAAGCGGUCCGACAAAAGCAUUUGGGCAGAAGGGGUCCACAGGCUCAAAUAGCCAAACCCAUACGGGCGGGUCAAGGAGCCAUUGCCAUUCGUGGUGGUGGUGGUGCUGUCGGUGGUACCUCUAGUUCACCCUUAGCCCAGACCCAAGCCUAAAGCCUAAGUUGUUGCCGCCGCCGCCGCCCAGUUUAAGCUCUGCUUUAAUUCUGUCUAAAACUCCCCCAAACAACAUCCCCCAACAAGAAAAAUCAUAAAACUUGAAAGAAAACAAAAAAACUAAUUAUAAAUGUAAUUGCAAUUGCCUUCGCUUAAAGAUCAUGUGCAGCGCUUUAAAUACGAUCUAUAUAUACAUAUAUAUAUAUAUAUAUACAUAAACUAAUUUAAAUGAAUAUGAGAGGAAAAAGGAAAUUAACUAAAUUUUACAACAGAAAUGAAAAAAAAACUAUAAAAAAAAACGUAUAAAAAAGAAAACAGAAGCAAAACCCCCACAGAUAUUUAAGGACAUCUAAUUAAAUGUUUAAGCAUAUUUAUAAACUUUUCAAGCAUCAAAAAGAAACAAAAUCUAAAUAAAUCGUCGCAGACAUUUCAAAUAGA
This is a messenger RNA of Drosophila willistoni, 3505 nucleotides long. RefSeq names its product kinesin heavy chain (gene Khc). Gene Ontology annotation, biological process: microtubule-based movement. The record is from RefSeq and is a predicted model, not a curated record. Gene Ontology annotation, molecular function: microtubule motor activity; microtubule binding; ATP binding. Lineage: Eukaryota; Metazoa; Arthropoda; Insecta; Diptera; Drosophilidae. The transcript has 4 exons. The coding region runs from base 134 to 3067 and encodes 977 amino acids.